CUCAUCGAAGUAAAUAUUAAAUUGAAAGAGCAAAAAAAUAAGUCUUAAUAAACGCAAAGCAUUAAAGAGAUGGCAAAGAACCUCAACUCCGUUAGCUUCAUCGUUCUCUUGCUGGUUCUUUUGGUGGCUUCCACCGAAAUCCUGAAGAGCGAUGCUGCAUGCUUCACGUUCUUAGGCGAGUGCGGGCCGGAGCCGUUUACAGGUUCAAAUGCUGAUUGCUUAGCGUGUUGUGUAGCUCUCUACAAGAGUCCACCAGUUUGUGCUGGACGUGUUGAGGGAGUCCCGGCUCACUGCCAUUGCUACAAAUCGUAAAGAGGUUCAAAAUAAACCUCAUAUAUAUAAUUACCAAGUGUAACUUUUCUUUUCAUUCGGUGUGAUAAGGACAUUACAUGUGUGUGUGUGUGUGUCUGUGUGUGGUAAACUGGUGUCUGGUAAGUUUCUUUUGAAUCCAAAUAAAACAUCAAGGGCAAAGCUUCACUGCUUCCCCUUAAUAAAUGUAAGCUCAUGUUGUCUUCACUUUUGAUUCGUUUUGAAUAAUAAACUCGUUUUUUGUUCCCCAUUUCAUUCGAAACUAUAUUCAAAUUU
Arabidopsis thaliana (thale cress) is the source of this 585-nucleotide messenger RNA. RefSeq names its product Defensin-like (DEFL) family protein. The record is from RefSeq and is marked reviewed. The transcript is spliced from 2 exons. NCBI's taxonomy places the organism in Eukaryota, Viridiplantae, Streptophyta, Magnoliopsida, Brassicales, Brassicaceae. Bases 70 to 312 code for a protein of 80 amino acids. Gene Ontology annotation, cellular component: extracellular region.